AAGAAGUGUUGCCAUUUGGCCUCAUUUCACCGUCCUUUGACUUUGGGGAUGGAUGGGGGCGUUCGACUUCAACUCAAGGCAUAGUAGUAGUACCACGUGUCGCGUGCUUGCUUUUCUGACAGUAUAUAUUGCAAUUGAUGCAUACUGGGUGGUGAUACUGUUGGAAAUCAGUUUUCCAAGAAUGUGCAUUUAGCCAAUUCAAUUGGACUCGGAAACAGCAGGACGAGACGGAACACGGAAUGGAUGAAAGAGAAAGCAUAAGCGAUGACGACGGUGCUAACGACAGCAGCGGGGCUGGUGCAUCGCCUACUGAAAGACGAGGAAAUGAGGUGGAUGAAACCCUGAACCUCGGUCAAGAGACUGCAAAUCAUCCCCCGACCCAGGACACUGUGCUGACAGCACCAAUGGCUGAUCUGCUGCAAGAGGCAGCAUCGCACCUGGGUGCGAGCGCUAGUUCCCAGUCAUCUGUUUUGCCUGCUGGGGCGGGCAGUCAAGACUGGCUGGAAGGCUUGACAGCACCCGAUUUGGAUCUGGAUAGUUCUGGUGGCUCUGAUACGGCAGACGAAGAAGGUAGUCAGUCUUCAGUACUGCUGUCCUUGCCUCAUCACACACGUGCGGCUGGUAGCAACAGCAGUACCGCCGGUGGCCAGGCUAGUCCUGAAGACCAGGACCCACAUAUCCAACAGCAGCAACGACAACAGCAGCUGGGUGUUGACGUUGAACAUGAAAGACAAGAAAUGCCCAUCCACACAGCGAGGGACGCUGGCCAAGAUGACGCUGCACUGCUGCAGCAGACCAUGGAGGGAACAUCUCUAUUAGCCAGGCAACCAUCAAGAGAGCAGUUAUCAUCUGCUGAUGACUCUGCCAGCACAGGCAGUGAUUAUCCCGGCAUGGAUAAUGACUCAAACAGCUCAUCAUUCGGCGUGGCGGCUGAGACCUUUGCUGAUCAUUAUGCUGAAAUGCUACAAAUGGAUGAAGAAGAGCGGCAACGAAACUCUGAGGGACGCCAUUACGCUUCCUCCUCCAGUGAUAAUCGGCUGCGGCUGCACACCGAGUUCCUUGAUGAUUGUGAUCUGGAGCAAGUCAUCCGGGACCUUGAGCUCCUUCCUCCCGACCCCGGAGCUGCUCACCGCACCCAGCCAGUGACUAGUGCCGUCAGUGCCUGGUACAACGUCAACACCAGCCGAGCAAACAUGGCUGCUGCUGCUGCACAUCGAUCUAGAUCUGCUAGUGACGACAGUGGCGGCAGUGAUCCCAUGGGGGCUGGUUACGAUGACCAUGCAGUUCACUACGAACAAUUUGCAGCUGAUCAGCAGCAGCAAUCUCAAAGCAUGUCCCCGCAGCAAUCUGAUCAGGUUGCCACACGGGAGAAAUCUGCGUUCCAUGAUCCCGGCCUAAGCAAGGAUGUAGAGGAAACAACAAAUAAACUCUGGGGUGAUCACCUCGUGCGUAAAGUACGCGAGGAGUUCCCUCUCCCGGAACGUAGGUCGCAACAGCCGGCAACAACCAGCCAAGGAACAAGUACGCAAGGAAUAAGCGCCGGAGUGUCCGCCUGGGCCGACUAUAUCCACCAGCAGGAACUGGAGCAAACUGGCGGCUCACCAAACGUACUCACCAGUAGCCGGAGUGAUGCGGCUGCAUCUUCAAACACAGCAACCCAAAGCCAGGAUGAAGAUCGUGAUGUUGAUGAGUCAUCGGACACCGCUAAAGGGGCCUCAUCAACUCAGCCCACUGCAGCAACGGUUGAUCCAGGUUUCGAGUAUCGCCUAUUGCUUGGUGAACCAGCCACGCGGCAUGACCUUACUUUUGAAAGCUCAUUGUCAAUCCCGGAGCACCUACGUGAAGGAAAUCGCUAUCUCUCAGUCCGUGGAGCCCACCAGCAUCUACGUAGCAGUGAAAUGAAGGAAGUCAUGCAGUUCGGACCGCCAGCUGGCAGAAACCGCCAGCACUCCUAUCAGUAUCAAGGGCGUCAUGAAGGUUUAAGUCUACCCUCUCCGGGCUAUCGUCCGUGGCAGAAUUGCGAGUCACUGAUAAAACAGGUAGUGGAGGCCUGGAGGAAGAAACGGUCGGUAGAGGAAAGCCUGCGCUUGUUCCCUAACAUUCAGCCAAUGGUUAACUUGCACUAUACCUUCUCGUCGCCAAAGCAAACUGUAUCACGCAUCGCCUUUAUGGACGAGCCGCGAGAUCGAUUGGCAUCUGCAAUAUUCCAUGCGACUGUAUUGUUAUCAAACACCGGAGAUGCUGUAAGGGAUACUGACCAGGCCACAGCAACCGCAGCAUCAUCCAUGCUGCGUGCUGGGAAAGGCAAAGAUCGGCAAACUAGAAGUGUUCCUCUGCAUUACUACUCCAAUUUUGCUCACACAUUUGGCGUGGAGAUGUCCAGCGUUGGUUACAUUGCACUGCUGGUCUGGUUCUGCAAGAUGGCCGCCAGCACCACUACCGCUACGUCCUCUUCUACUGAUAUGGAUGGCAGGGCUGGCUGUUCAGACCCUUACAACCUGCAACAAGCACCAUUCAGAGUCGUGGCUCUGCAGCAAGAGGUGAACUUCCCGCAGCGCCAGCAACUGUCCAUGCUGUUCAUGCCCAAGGAUGGUGUUAACCAAGCUAAGAUUGAGCAGUACCUAAGCAGCUUUACUCUUGUGGACCUUGUGACACACGUCGGUUGUGAUGAUCUCGCCGACACUCAUCUCUAUGAUGUUGAUUUGAGUGAUGUCAUCAAGCUGGAGAGAGGCAAUCACGAAACCAUUGGCCAGUUCAAUAAUGAGAGCUUCUUCCCUGGCUACUGCAAAGAAGCUGCUACAGCAGUGGCUGCUUUCAUGGCCCCGUGUGGUGAACAGCAGAGACUCAUUUAUGAUGUGUACACUGAGAAAGGCUGUGUGACUGAACCGAACAUGACUGUAACUAAUCUCUCCACUGCCUGGCUCCAGGAUGCAACCUCUGCUGUGUCCGUGUUCCGUGCAAUACAGAGCAUAUCGGCUUCGUUAGUGGGUGUCCGCUUGAUCUUCAGCCACCAUCUUACCAGGUCAAGCUCAACACUUCCUGAUGCAGCAUCAGAAGGAGGUGGGCAGCGUGUCAAUGCAGCCAUCGCAAUGUAUGGACCAGAUGCAAGAAGACGCUGGUUGAACGCGGUGCAGUCCUGCACUACUGGGCACCUCAGUUCUCCAGCUACACUGGCUAUGCACCACCACCACCACCAGCAGCAGCAGGGAGGCGAUGGCAGAUUAGCCGCAUCAACGAGCACUGUAGCAAGUGAUGAUGGCAUCAAUGGCACCGGUGAUAUUAGCAGUGAUGACGAUGAUGAUGCUGGCACUGAUGCAUGUUCAGAUAACACUGCACCAGCAGCACCUGUGAAUUUUGAGCUGGAGCCAUUCUUGCUGCCGGCACCGGAAACGAACGAUGAGGCCUGGGCAUACGCUAGCCAGUUGUUUGGACCUCGGCUUGCUCUAAAGGAUCCGCGUGAGCUGAAGCUAAGCAUCGCCCGUGCUAGCAGUCUCCUUGCUUUGCCGCCUCGUCAUGUCUACCUGCUAGCAAUCUCAGAUGCCUGUACUAGCACAGUGGCCUUUGCCAUUCGCACCUGUCAUCACUAUGGUAUUCAGCCACUUCGCAUUAACCGCACUCAUCUCUCCAAGCACUGGCAACACCAGUUAUGCAUGCCAGAAGAGGCAGCAGCAGCAGUGGCACCAGCAGGGGCAGAUACGGCUGCUACUGGUGCUGCGAAGAGCAGUCGACCAUGCCUGCUGGUCAUGGCAAUGUCACGGAGUGGCCUACACCCUGUGCGUCAAGUCUGCGAGGCCAUCAACCGCCGGCAACCUUCCCUGACUGCCCCCGAAUAUGCCGUGGGACAUCAGAUGACAAGUGCGCUGUCACCACUGGUCCGUGGAGGACCAUGGUCGAUGACCAGACCCUGGUCAAGCGCUCGUCAGUUCAAUGUCAGCAGCCGCGAUGAGGAGCAGCUGGUAACACUGGUCGUGCUCAACAAGGCCAUGCAUGUCCUGCAUGAACUACUGUCUAUACUCUGCAGCAAUGCUGACGACAGUGCUGACAGUGCUGCAGUGCAUAGUGAUGGUGAUGAUGGCAGUGCUGACGACAGUGCUGCAGUGCAUAGUGAUGGUGAUGAUGGCAGUGCUGGUGGAGCUCCUCUGGAUGGUGCAUGCUCACACAGUCUAUUGGGAAGCAUUGAACACACACCCAUGGAACUACUUGGUAUUCGGCUGGUCAUAGACGCCGAGCCAGUCACCACCGAAUUCCUUCACCCUGUCUACGACAAGGAGGUUGAUGGCAACACGGAGGGGUUCACCUGUGUUCUUUGCCUUCGUGGUGUCAAUGCUCAGGAGCGUCUGACACAAUUGGUGUCGGAAAUCCGCAAACUGAUGCCAGGAAUCCUGUGCGCGCAGUCACCUCGCCUUGCUAUGCAUUUGGCAUGCAUGUGGUUCAGCAAUGGUGAUGCACUGUACGCUGAUCCAUCGCAACGUGUCAAUCGUCAUCUGCAGCCACCCGCGGCAAAGUUCACUGCGCUGCACCGCGAGCUGGUACCGCCCAAUGACGUUCUCUUUCCUUGGCUAGGGGAGAGAAGGCUGGUCGCUGGCGUGGUCACCGCCACACCACUGCUCUCUGCGCGGGCUAACAACAAUGGCGUGGCAGCUGCUGCUGGCACCGGGCAGUUCGUGCGGCUCAUGCGGCACCUUGCCUUUCACGGCUUUCUACUUGUCGGAGCUAGAAUGGUGCAGAUGAACCAGGCUGAAGCAAGACUAGUGCUCAACGAUGUCACCGAUACUGGACCUUCCAAGCAACCGCAAUGUCCUAGCGCUGGAAGAACUCAAUCAGCUGACAGUACUGGAAGCAGUGACAGCAGUGCUGACAGUGGUAACCACGGCAACAGCAGCAGUACUGUCAUUGGUAACCAUGGAGGCUAUGCCGGGAUCGUAGGCCAAGUCCAAGGUGCCGACCUGACGGCCGGUGCUAGCCUAGUCCUGUGCGUUAUCAGAGAGAACUGUGUGGAGAGGCUGCAGUCGGUGGUGACGCCAUCUGAUGCUGCCAAUGAUGUGAUUGUAUUCGACUCCGUGCCUGGUGGUGUCUUAGUGCCCCAGAGCUUUGCUCAUGCCACCGCUCAAGUGAAGCACUUCUUUCCUGGUGGCUUGCUGUUGGAGAGACAAACAUUGGAUAUGCGCAUUCAAAAGAUUUUCGCCAGUGCUGUCGACGAAGAACUGUCGGUGGAGAGAUGUCGGGAUGUUGCGUGCGGUGAGCGACUCAUUGCAUGCGACACUGACCAUGAACAGCAGCAACAGAUAAUGUCUCGCUCUCAGCAUAAUGCUGCUCAUGACGGUGAUGAUGAUGAUGAUGAGCUGCAGACUGAUAGGGGAGAAUGGCAGCGUAUACCACUUGUUAUCCCUCCACCUCUUGUUUGGACUGAUGAGAAGGCUAACCUGCUGCUUGGUGAGCCCUUGGCUACGCCGUACACUAGCUUACUGGGUGGUCUCCUGUCGUGUGGCCUGCGCUUGGUGGCACUGAAGAUGCUGCGUCUCACUCGUACACAAGUGAUUGACCUGCGUCUGAGCUGUAAGCUCUUCGCAAACAGAAGUCAAGAAGAGCUGACGUGUGGGCCGUCAAUGGUGGUCGUCUUGGAAGGACCUGGAGCAUUCUCAGGCUUUGCGGCCAAGCUGGCAAGAGUUCAGAAAGACAGAACACCGACAGCAGUAGCAGCUGCAGGCGUGGGUGCAACGUCAAACUGCCCUAUUGGAUAUCCCAGAGCAGCAGCAGAGGCAAGACGCAUCUUGGCGUACAUGUUCACGGACAUACCACAGCAAAGCAGCACCACAGCAUGGUAACAAUGUGCGCGGCCUGGGCCGAUGUGGACUUGCUCAUGGCUACUCCAGUAUGACUGCAGAGCAAGCUGGGCCGCACGAAGGAGAACGCAGCAGAAGUCAUAGUCAAGAGCAAGCGGAUCAACAGCACACCCAGCCUAUUCUACUCAUCAGUAGUGUGUGGCUCAGUGUGUGUGUAAACACUGUGCAGGCGAAGUAACAGUUACACCAACAUGUCAGUAUUCUAGCAACAGAUCACUAUUUCGCCGGGCUGUCAGAGUGUAUGCUGGUACGCCCUGAUCUAUUCCUCUCGCACAUUGAAAUCAUUCUCUUGACAUAUUCCAGGUCUGAUUGUGACUAAAUGCAUGUGCAGGGCCAACUCUAACUAAAACUAAAAGACAACCAAGCCGGCAGCUGACAGAAUGCAACGGAUGCUAGUGUGGCCUUACAAUGACAAUGCAUGUAAUGUAGCGUGAACAUGGUGAAGGCAGUCUCAAGCAACUGCUGUAGCGUGAAGGCAGUCUCAAGCAACUGCUGUAGCGUGAAGGCAGUCUUAAGCAACUGCUGGUGCCGAAUUUAGGGUCACAGUAUACCUGACGAUUGAACUGCUGCUGACCAUUUCUUCCACCGCACCACA
This is a messenger RNA of Sycon ciliatum, 6438 nucleotides long. RefSeq lists its product as uncharacterized. The coding region runs from base 240 to 5825 and encodes 1861 amino acids. The record is from RefSeq and is a predicted model, not a curated record. Lineage: Eukaryota; Metazoa; Porifera; Calcarea; Leucosolenida; Sycettidae. The transcript is spliced from 11 exons.